CGCCGGCCCAUGCCUGGUCCCCGAGCCCCGCGGAGGAGGCGGGACCGCCUGCAGCGGGACAGCCUGAUUCUGCUGGCAGAGCAGCCCCAGGGGAAUCAGGAAAGACCUCCAAGGGAAUCCUGAUGUCAAGCUGUGUCUCUGCAUCUCUCUUCCCUCUGGAUCUUGCCAUUUUGAUCUGGCCUUGACCACAGCCUCAGCUGCACAGUUUGAAGGAAUCUUCUUAGCUUCGGAAUUCCAGGCCCCCUCAUGUCUGUCCUCUAGAGCAGAGCACAUCCGUGCGUGCACACACCCAUACCUGUGCAGGUUCUGUGAAAACUGCUCAGCUGGCCCGGGCUCCCCUCCUCAGCAGCUGUCCCCAGAGCCAUGGAGAGUCUGAGUGAGCUGCAGAACCCUCUGCUGUCUAGAAGCCCCGGCCCUCUCCAUGGUCCCUAUUCCUACCCCGAGGCCCCACCUGGCUGGUCCUGCCAGGAGAAGCUCUACUCCUACCUCCUGGGUGGUGCUGGCCCUGCACAUGCCCACCAGCUCCUGGACCCGGGGUCCCUGCAGCUGGCUGUGGAGGCCUGGUACCGGCCCAGCUGCUUACUGGGCAAGGACAAGGUCAAGGAGUCCAGGACAGGCAGCUGUGAGACCAGCUUCGUGGAGGCCAGGGAGCCCCCAGCAGGACCCACAGAGCUGUGCACAGAACCUAGCCAAGCCGAGGAGGAUGUCACUAUCCAGACUGUGUCCUACGGGGUCCAAGAGGAGCUACCGGGCCAGGAAGAUGACCAGGAGGAGGAGAGUGACACAACAUCCACAGACAGCGAAAGUGAAGACAACUUUCUCACGCUGCCCCCCAGGGACCACCUGGGUCUCACCCUCUUCUCCAUGCUCUGCUGCUUCUGGCCACUGGGCAUUGCUGCCUUCUACUUCUCCCAGGGGACCAGCAAGGCCAUCUCCAAAGGGGACUUCCGCCUGGCCAGCACCACCUCCCGCCGCGCCCUCUUCCUGGCCACACUUUCCAUCGCCGUGGGGGCCGGUCUCUAUGUGGCCGUGGUAGUGGCUCUGGCAGCUUACAUGUCCCAGAAUGGCCAUGGCUAGCAGCUGCCUAUAGGGCUGCAUCCUGAUUCCCCUAGGCCACUGGAAGAAGCGGUGUGGCUCAGGGCUGCAGACUCCAUGGAGUGUGCUGGGCCCUGGACAAAACCCAUGGGAGUGGCUUGUCGGGGUCAGGGCUCCCAGUCUGCAGUCUGCAGAGCUCAACCUUCCCUUCUCACCAGAGCAGACCGGGGCACCACACUCUCACCCAGGCCACAGAGUGGAAGUGAGAGAGACAGGGCUGCCCCCCAGGCCGCCCUACAGGGCCUAACGCAGCCUGUCCUGGCCCAUCCUUACAGGGCCUCCCAUCCUGUCGGCAGCCCAUUACCCACUUUCUCCCCAGAGAAAGAGCAGAAGGGUCCAGCAAAGGAGAAGGGUGCCAGGGGACAGGGGUUUCCCCAGCCCUUCCUCCCGUAGGGUCUUCACCCGGGGACAGCCUAAACUGCUCAACUCUACUCUCCGAUUCCAUGAUGCCCAUGGUGCCAAAGCCAGCCCGUCAGGAAGGAAAUACACUGAGACACAGGCACCCCUGUUCCUUCUGAUUCUGGGGGCUGCUUCUCUCCUCUGUGGGCAGGUAAGACACGCAGAUCCUGGAUAGAGAAGAGGAGUCACAGCACCAAGGAGGGCAGGUUCCUGGGGGGAGAUAAAGGGCAGAGGUGACGACAGAGGCCAGAGAGCCCUGAAAUCCUGCUGGGCCACGUGGGCCUCCCCACUCUGUCCCUGCUCUCCAACCCCACAUCCUUUCUGGGCUCUGCCUGGGAGCCCUAAGCUGGUGCCCACCCAUCCAGGGGAGACUCAGAGUGCCAGCGGCCCCAAGCCACCCUGUAGGAAGCCAGCCCUGCAGGAAGGGCAGUGAACAGAAUCAGAGGGAAAGGCACAGGCAGCUCAGGCCUAGAACAAUGAGUGGGAUCCAUCUACAGAUUUGUUUGCGCACAACCCCUUGUGUUGGUGGGCAGAGCCGGGGCAAGGGCCUUCCAGGGGUUCCAAGCUGUUUGGAUUCUGCCUGUUUGGAUUUUGCUCCUAGGAUGGAGCAAAAUUGCAGCCAUUUCUGAGUGCCCCACCAACACAAGGAGGAAGGUUGAGCCUGAGUGUCAAUGACCAAAAAAUGUUUUCCAUUUCUGAAUGCUUGGGGGUUGGUGGUAGCACCUGACCAGCCCUGGGGCUUCUCCACUCAGGUCUGCUCACAGCCUCAAGGAAAUAUCAGGAACUUUAGAGGCAUCAGGCAGGCAGCACCUGGAAAGGCAGGACCCCAUUGUGCAUGAUUUGGGGGACCUUGUCUUUCCCAUGCCCCAUCCAGAUAGGGCUAUGGCUCCACCCCUGACCAUGCCUUGUCCUGUGCCCUCCCCUACCUCCAGCAAUGCCCAACCCUCCACUCAAUGCAUCAAUGGCACUUUUAACACCCCCUGUUGUAUUUAUUUAUCCUGAUAAUAAACUUUUCUGUAACA
This is a messenger RNA of Fukomys damarensis (Damara mole-rat), 2516 nucleotides long. It is a transcript of the gene Syndig1l, whose product is annotated as synapse differentiation inducing 1 like. The coding region runs from base 364 to 1077 and encodes 237 amino acids. The record is from RefSeq and is a predicted model, not a curated record. The transcript has 6 exons. Gene Ontology annotation, cellular component: membrane; intracellular membrane-bounded organelle. NCBI's taxonomy places the organism in Eukaryota, Metazoa, Chordata, Mammalia, Rodentia, Bathyergidae.